GGCGAGGGCACCCGUCACGAAGGUCCUCAGCCCCUCUGGGAGAAAUCAGGGUUCACUGGGUUGGCCCCACCCUACAACUGUCCAUUCCUCUCACAUCUUAGGAAACCGAGCCCUCUCCCCAGCAGUUCCUCUCUAAGUGUUGCAAUGGCAGAGUUUCUGGCGGGGCGUGGGGAGCCCUUGCUCAAUGAUCUGCCUGCCCUGUUGCUCAGAGGACAUAGCUACCGGGAAAGCCUUGGCUUGUUUAGGGGCUCCCCAAGGGAUCCUGGUGGCCCUGGCUUCUGGCCUGGGCCUUUUUUGACGUGGGGGUAGGAACCAGCUCUGGAGGUCUCUGGCCCCUCCUGAGGACCAUGCCGCAGCCCCACUGACCCAGGAGUAGGGGCCUGAGGGCAGGGCACCUGGAAUGGGCUGUGUGUUCUGCAAGAAGUUGGAGCCGGGGACCAAGGAGGAUGUUGGCCUGCAAGGGGACUUCAGGGGCAGUGGGGCUGUGGACCACUAUGGCCCUGACCCUACUCAGGCCCGGCCUGUGUCCUCCUUUGUCCAUAUCCCCAACUACAACAACUUCCCCACUCAGUCCACCAGCACCCCCUUCCUCGAUGGGGGCGUCAUCAGGGGCAUCUCAGGGGCUGGGGUGACCCUGUUCACCGCUCUGUAUGACUAUGAGGCCCGGACAGAGGAUGACCUCACCUUCACCAAGGGUGAGAAGUUCCACAUCCUGAAUAACACUGAGGGUGACUGGUGGGAAGCUCGGUCUCUCAGCUCUGGACAAACUGGCUACAUUCCCAGCAACUACGUGGCCCCUGUGGACUCCAUCCAGGCUGAAGAGUGGUACUUUGGAAAGAUCGGGAGGAAGGAUGCGGAGAGGCAGCUGCUCUCCCCGGGGAACGCCCGGGGGGCCUUCCUCGUUCGUGAGAGUGAGACUACCAAAGGUGCCUACUCCCUGUCCAUCCGAGAUUGGGACGAGGCCAGAGGCGACCAUGUGAAGCAUUACAAAAUCCGCAAGCUGGACACGGGUGGCUAUUACAUCACCACACGGGCCCAGUUCAACUCAGUGCAGGAGCUGGUGCAGCACUACGUUGAGGUGAACGAUGGGCUAUGCCACCUGCUCACAGCGGCCUGCACCACCAUGAAGCCGCAGACAAUGGGCCUGGCCAAGGACGCCUGGGAGAUCAGCCGCAGCUCCAUCACGCUCCAGCGCCGGCUAGGCACCGGCUGCUUCGGAGACGUGUGGCUGGGCAUGUGGAAUGGCAGCACGAAGGUGGCGGUGAAGACGCUGAAGCCGGGAACCAUGUCCCCGAAGGCCUUCCUGGAGGAGGCGCAGAUCAUGAAGCUGCUGCGGCACGACAAGCUGGUGCAGCUGUACGCCGUGGUGUCGGAGGAGCCCAUCUACAUCGUGACAGAGUUCAUGUGCCACGGUAGCUUGCUGGAGUUCCUCAAGGACCAGGAGGGCCAGAAUUUGACACUGCCCCAGUUGGUGGACAUGGCAGCCCAGGUAGCUGAGGGCAUGGCCUACAUGGAGCGCAUGAACUAUAUCCACCGCGACCUGAGGGCAGCCAACAUCCUUGUUGGGGAACGGCUGGUGUGCAAGAUCGCUGACUUCGGGCUGGCCCGUCUCAUUGAGGAUAAUGAGUACAACCCCCGGCAAGGGGCCAAGUUCCCUAUCAAGUGGACAGCCCCAGAGGCUGCUCUCUUUGGCAGAUUCACCAUCAAGUCAGAUGUGUGGUCCUUUGGGAUCCUGCUCACUGAACUCAUCAGCAAGGGCCGAGUUCCCUACCCAGGCAUGAAUAACCGGGAAGUGUUGGAACAGGUGGAGCAUGGGUACCACAUGCCAUGCCCUCCGGGCUGCCCAGCGUCCCUGUACGAGGCCAUGGAGCAGACCUGGCGUCUGGACCCAGAGGAGAGGCCUACCUUCGAGUACCUGCAGUCCUUCCUUGAGGACUACUUCACCUCCACAGAACCCCAGUACCAGCCUGGGGAUCAGACAUAACCUGUUUGAGCAUCAGUCACCUUUCUAGGGUACCCACCAAUCCCUUCCAAUCCCCAGGGCUCCAGUCCCAAAGCCCCAGGCUUAGAACCCUACAGGGUCCUAGCAGGUCAGAGCAACCUGCUUGCUCUGACAUCAUCGAGGCCAAUCCACUCAUUUUAAAGGUGGGGUAAAUCGAGGCUUGGAGAUCAUCCCUCACUCUGGCCCCAAGCACUGUUUCUCCCCUUCCUACUUAGACCCCUACCUCUCAACUCUCUUCCCACCUCUCCUCUAACAGAAAUGCUUAGACUUAGUCUAGUUAUUUAUAAAACUGUAUAUCCUUUCCCUCAUUUUCCUCCUAUCCCUGUUUUUUUUACCCUGUCAUCCCGCCCUGAAUUCACCUCCAACUCAAUUCUCUUGUGUCUGUAUUUUGCAAAGACAGGGAAAGUCUUUCCUGCUGGGUGGACACUGUAGUCCGGGACCGGGGUCCAAGCCCAGGGUGAGGGAGAGGCUUGCUGAGGGCUCACCACCUCUCUGAAUCAUGUGUGUGUUUAUUGAUUUUGUAAAUAAGAAAAGUGAUAAUAUGAA
This is a messenger RNA of Prionailurus viverrinus (fishing cat), 2548 nucleotides long. It is a transcript of the gene FGR, whose product is annotated as FGR proto-oncogene, Src family tyrosine kinase. Lineage: Eukaryota; Metazoa; Chordata; Mammalia; Carnivora; Felidae. Gene Ontology annotation, cellular component: extrinsic component of cytoplasmic side of plasma membrane. Gene Ontology annotation, molecular function: ATP binding; signaling receptor binding; non-membrane spanning protein tyrosine kinase activity. The transcript is spliced from 13 exons. The record is from RefSeq and is a predicted model, not a curated record. Bases 401 to 1984 code for a protein of 527 amino acids. Gene Ontology annotation, biological process: cell differentiation; cell surface receptor protein tyrosine kinase signaling pathway; protein phosphorylation.